Prunus armeniaca (apricot) is the source of this 876-nucleotide messenger RNA. Lineage: Eukaryota; Viridiplantae; Streptophyta; Magnoliopsida; Rosales; Rosaceae. The record is from the annotation of a GenBank genome assembly.
AUGGCAUAUGCGGAAAGGUUGGAACAUGGAAAUAAAAUGGCAUUCACUGGCCAUCGAAGAUUCUUAUCACGUUAUCAUCCUUACAGAAAAUUAACCGAAGAAUUUAAUGGUAAGGAAGAACUUGACCCGACACCAAUGCCUCUAACCAGGGAGCAAGUAUGGAAAGAAGUCGAGUCCAUAAACUAUGAGUGGGGGAAGAGAACUAGGAAGCGGAAAGAUAAUGUAUGUGAGAGUAUUUUCGGUACGUUCUUGAACAUUCCCGGGAAAACAAAAGAUGGUGUGGCAGCUCGUAAGGAUCUUGUUACAUUGGGGGUAAGAAUUGGUUUGGCGCCACAAGUUGGGAAAAAGAGAACUUUUUUGCCUCCAUCAAUGUGUACAUUGAAUAAGAAGGAGAAAAUUUCAAUGUGCAAAGCAUUGAUGGAUAUAAAAGUGCCAGAAGGCUACUCUUCAAAUAUAAGAAACAUUGUAUGCAUGAAAAAGUUGAAACUACUUGGUCUUAAGUCACAUGAUUGCCACGUAUUGAUGCAACAAUUACUACCCGUGGUUAUACGUGGUGUGUUGCCUAAACAUGGUUGUAUCACUGAACGCGUCCAUGUGGAAGAAUCUGUACAGUUUUGCUCAGAGUACAUGGCUGAUUUAGGUACAAUUGGGGUACCUAUAUCGCAGUUAGAUCUAGCAAAUACUAUCAUUGCUUUAUCAAGCUCUGUUAUAGAAUUAGUGCCGCAUGACAAAUGGGAGCAAGCACAUCGAACUAUCUUGGAUAAUACAAUGGAAGUUGAUCAUUACAUAAAUCAGCUUAACAACAACAAUGCCAACAUCAAAUCAAACAUCUCAACAAUGCCAACAUCAAAUCAAACAUCUCAACAAAAUUCUUAA